CACAUGUUCACAAAGACCGAACAAAACAACAACACAGUUAUUUCAGUCAUCAGUUUAGUGAGUGGUAUCAGCUUAGAACAGCCGGUCACAUAUAGAAAAGGUGGUGAGAUAUGAUUUCGAUGGUUUGCCGGCUUUGUUUGAGUGAGGAAUCUCUUGAAAUGGUCUUCAAGGAAGAGGGACUUCAACAGUGCAUUUCGGAUUACCUAUCGAUACAGGUAUCUUCCGAGGACCACCUGAGCAAAGCGGUUUGCACAAUAUGCCGAAUAAGGCUGAUUGAAUUCCAUCAGUACCGCCAACGUUGCCAUGAAGUGCAGGACAUACUGCAGAGCAUGUGUCGCAAUCAGAACGUUGGCACCGAUAUUCCAAGCAAGCAAGUAACAGCAAAUGAUGUGGCACCAGCGGUCGCAGAUUCGGAACCAGCACCAAUCCCAAUAAUACAAUCAAUCGAAGAACCGAAGAAAAUCGGAGGACAACAAUUCCAAUGUGAUGUGUGCAAUGCAAUAUUCAAGAUCAGCAGACAACUGGCGGUGCACAGGAGGAUCCAUGACUCGCUGAACGAUGGAAAGAUCGUUUCAAAAGCUGAUCACGUGAAGAAAGCAACACAAGCCAAUGCAGUUGCUAUACUCGAACACAACAGCAGUUCUGAGAAAGGAUCUCCUUCAGUUGAUGCGAACUCACAGCUAGUAAAACUUCCGGUACAGCUGGAAGCCGGUCAGACAAAUCUGGCAUCUGAGCAGGAAAGUCGUCAGGAAGCAACUAGUUCCCUGGAAGAAGACGAAGAAAUCACUGACUAUGAAGAUGAGCAGUCUGACAUAUCGGAUGAGUCGGAUGAUUACGAAAAUUCGUCCGUUUCUGAUGGACACCUUGCGCUGGGAGAAGGCCCCCACCCGAAUCAAAACUGGCGAUGUGAUAUGUGCCCUAAGGCAUUUGAAACAAGGAAGCAGCUGAAGGAUCAUAGGUAUAUCCAUAAUCCGAAAAACAUUGAGUGCACUGUUUGCAAACAACGCUACGUAUUCAAACAUCAAUUGCUCAGGCAUAUGGAGCGUCACCGAGGACCUAAUGAGGAGAAAAAAUAUAAGUGCGAUAAAUGUGACAUGGCGUACAAAUUUGAACCUUCGCUUUCACGACACAAAAAACAAAUGCACGGACCAAGAGACCAAAAGUGCCCCAUUUGCGAUGCCCGAUUUGCACUUCCUAAUCUUUUGAGAAGACAUAUGAAAAAGCAUGCGGAAAAUCAUGAAAGCAGGGCAGACUUUUACUCUUUAGAGCGAACUGAAUCCACGAAAGGAGUGGCUAGAUUCCACGGAGAAAACGGCAAAGAUAAGGAGAGCAACAGUUCGUUCAAAUGUGUCAAAUGUCCAAGUUCGUACAAAACGCGGAAAGAUUUGCUGACACACCACAGAGCAAAACAUGUGAAGAAGAUAACCUGCUCUUUGUGUAGCGAAUCGUUCGCUUUGAGUAAACAACUACAAAUGCAUAUGCAAGAAAUACACAAGCAAGGAAACAAUAGUUCUAAGGCACUAACUUGUAAAGAGUGCAACAAAGUUUUCCACGUUCGAAGAAAUUUAUUAAGGCAUGUGAAAAUACAUGAACCAUUGAAACACCACCGGUGCACUGUUUGCGACAAACUCUUCAAGACAUCUGAAGCGGUAGCAAGACACAUAAAAAUUCAUGCCAAAUCCCCUGCUUCCGACUGUAAAGAUGAUUUAGGUAAUGUUGUUCAGGAACACAUUAACCAGGAACUGCAAUCUAAAGGUUGGCCGGCUAACGUCGAGAAAGACCAAGGUGUGAGCAAGAAACGUUCUCGUAAAAAUACCAAGCUUCGCCAGGAUGCUGAUACGUCAAACGACAAACUUCGAACAACCAAGAAAGAUUCCACCCCGAAGAAGAAACUGACGAAUCCGGCAAAGGAAAUGGCAAAUUCACAAUUAGAAACGACUAAGGUCCAAGAUUCGGAGGAAGAACCUGUUCUUGUCAUUGAGGUAGAGGAAUUCAAACUGGAACCAGAAUGAGUUGAAUUGAAAGAACACAGUAUUGAAACUGAAAAUAAUAAAUAUUGUUAUCGUUAACUCAA
Molecule: messenger RNA, 2074 nt
Organism: Aedes albopictus (Asian tiger mosquito)
Lineage: Eukaryota; Metazoa; Arthropoda; Insecta; Diptera; Culicidae
Product: zinc finger protein 93
Exons: 8
Coding region: 111-2012 (633 amino acids)
Cellular component (GO): nucleus
Molecular function (GO): zinc ion binding
Source: RefSeq, a predicted model, not a curated record